AUGCUUAUCAAAGAAUUUCGUGUUACCCUUCCUGUCACUGUUGAAGAGUAUCAAGUAGCUCAAUUAUACUCUGUAGCGGAAGCUAGUAAAAAUAAUACAGGUGGAGGUGAGGGCAUAGAAGUUUUAAAAAAUGAACCCUUUACGAAUUAUCCACUCCUUGGUGGAAAAUAUUCUUCUGGUCAAUAUACAUACAAGAUUUAUCAUUUAGCAAGCAAAGUGCCUGCUUAUAUUCGCAUGCUGCUACCCAAGAGUUCACUGGAGAUUCAUGAAGAAGCAUGGAAUGCCUACCCUUACUGCAAAACUGUUAUAAGUAAUCCUGGUUAUAUGAAAGAAAAUUUUAUUAUUAUCAUAGAAUCUUAUCAUAUUGGUGAUAUUGGAGACCAAGAAAAUGUUCAUGAACUUCCUCCAAAUAAACUUAAAAUAAGAGAAGUUGUACACAUAGACAUAUCUAAUGAUCCAAUUGCUAGCGCAGAUUACAAAGAUGACGAAGAUCCAAGGAAAUUCAAAUCUGAAAAAACAGGUCGAGGACCACUGGUUGGUAAAGAUUGGAAACAUCAGAUUACUCCAAUAAUGACCUGUUAUAAACUGGUUACCUGUGAAUUUAAAUGGUUUGGUCUACAAGCACGUGUAGAGAGCUACAUUUUAAAGGCUGAGAGGCGUCUUUUUACUAAUUUUCAUCGACAAGUUUUUUGCUGGAUUGACCGUUGGCAUGGUCUUACGAUGGAGGAUAUACGAGCAAUUGAAGAUACAACAAAAGAAGAGUUAGAUAGACAAAGACAUAAGGGUGAAGUACGAGGAAUGCGUGGUGAUGAUUGAGGCUUUGAUAAAUACAGUGUCAUAAGAAGAAUGGAAUUUUCCUUCAAAGUAAUACUAACC
Ceratosolen solmsi marchali is the source of this 876-nucleotide messenger RNA. RefSeq names its product phosphatidylinositol transfer protein vib (gene vib). Gene Ontology annotation, molecular function: phosphatidylinositol transfer activity; phosphatidylcholine binding; phosphatidylcholine intramembrane carrier activity. NCBI's taxonomy places the organism in Eukaryota, Metazoa, Arthropoda, Insecta, Hymenoptera, Agaonidae. Gene Ontology annotation, cellular component: cytoplasm. The coding region runs from base 1 to 816 and encodes 271 amino acids. The record is from RefSeq and is a predicted model, not a curated record. Gene Ontology annotation, biological process: phospholipid transport. The transcript has 6 exons.